UUCAAAACCCCCCGCUCGCCCCGCCUCCACCGCAACCGCAACAAGCGUCCAAUCCAUUCCGUCUGCGGUCUGCCUAUUCACCCCCACCAACAUCCGGGCUCCACAUGGCUGCCACCCGCAAGCUCCGCCGCUCCCCGUCCGCCGCCGCCGCCAGCGGGGACCACCUCCGCUUCCUCCGUCCCGGGGCCCUCGCCCGCCUCCGCGACGACAGGCUCCGCCGCGCCACUCGCCUGCCCCCGCCCUCAUCGCCUGCGCCUGCGCAUGCGCCUGCGCCGGCGUCCUCCUCAUCGCCUCUUCCUGCUUCUGGAGACGGCGAGGGCGUCGCGGCCGUGCCGUGCUUCGCGCCCGCCUCGAGGCUCCUCGCGCCCCGGUGCCCCCAGCGGAAGAAGAUCGCGGCGGCCAAGUCCGUGGUGCUCUUCGCUCUGUCGCCUCCAAGCACCGAUCUGCCCAUCGAUGCGGUUAUCGAGUUCCUCAACGCGCCUGACAUGGUGGUCGCCGCCCACUAGUGUCUCGCCGUACUGUUGUAUUAGCCUUGUAGAUCUCUAUUCGUCGUUUAUCUUGUUAGCUUAGUGUGCUACUGUGCUAUAAAGUUUUCGUUGUUUGUUUGCACUGAUCUGGAUGUGAAAGCAAAAACAUGUACAGAGGGCAUGCUUGCUAUUUAGUAAUACAAGAUACUAUAAAUUUGGUAACGAAAAUUCAUGAUGUCCAAUUCCUGUUA
Messenger RNA from Zea mays, 718 nucleotides. RefSeq lists its product as uncharacterized. The coding region runs from base 105 to 506 and encodes 133 amino acids. The transcript has a single exon. The record is from RefSeq and is a predicted model, not a curated record. Lineage: Eukaryota; Viridiplantae; Streptophyta; Magnoliopsida; Poales; Poaceae.